Diabrotica balteata is the source of this 1014-nucleotide messenger RNA. NCBI's taxonomy places the organism in Eukaryota, Metazoa, Arthropoda, Insecta, Coleoptera, Chrysomelidae. The record is from the annotation of a GenBank genome assembly.
GUCCAUGCUUGACGUUUUCAAUAGUGUUUUCAAUAAACAAAUACAAAAAGUCUAUUUUUAGUGAAAUUUGGAGUUGUUUAAAUAAAUUGAAAACAAUGUCUCAAAUAAGCACAAAAGAAAAGCUUCUAUAUAUAAUAGAUGAUAUGGAAUUAAUAGCUAAAGAAAUUAUUGAAAACGCUAUUGCCCCAAAGAGUGCUAAACUAUCAGGUCCAGAAUAUGCCCAACUUACUGAUCUACUCGUAGCAAAGGAUAAUGAACUAAAAUCAACACUUCAGCAAGCUUCAGAGCAGGCUCAACUGAACAAAAAAUUGGAUACUUUAAAAGCUGAAGUAGAACGCCAAGACCAAGACAUCAACAAUCUUCAAAAGCAACUAAAAGAAGCUGAGCAGAUCCUCUCUACAGCCAUAUACCAAGCAAACCAGAAAUUACAGUCCAUUGCUAGAGCUAAGAAAAAACCUGUGUCAUCUGAAGAGUUGAUCAAGUUUGCCCAUAGAAUUAGUGCUUCUAAUGCCAUUUGUGCUCCUUUAACUUGGCAACAAGGAGAUCCACGUAGGCCAUAUCCCACAGAUAUUGAAAUGAGGUUAGGAUUGCUGGGUAGGCUUGGAGAUCCAAUGAAUGGACAUCUGUUGUCACAGCAGAAUAACAUGUCAGACUUACAUAGGCCAGGACAUCCAGGAGAAAUCCCUGCUGCUCAACAAAAUCAAUUUGCCUGGCAUCCCACAGGGGAGAUGCACAUCAGCGUGGGCCAAGGAACAGUUCCUAUGGAUACAAGAAACCAUAAGCAAGAAAAUGAAGAUGUUGAAGUGAUGUCUACUGAUUCCAGCAGCAGUUCAUCUAGUGAUUCUCAAUAGCCUUGAAAGAGGGCAAGAUAUGUAUAGGUCUAUGCUGUUUUUUUACAAUUUUUUAUUUAUUUUACGGAUACAUUGGUUUGAAUCUUUGGGUGAUUAGGUGUAAGUGUUAAUUUUGAAGUGAUUGUUGUGUUUUAAGAAUAUUAGUAGAAUAAAAAAAUCUUAA